UGGUCGGCGCGCGCGGAGGGCGGAGCUGCGGGUCUCGCGCCCCCGGUUACAGACGAGCACUGCUGGGGCGGAAAGGCGUCACUUCAGCGCAAAAACACACCGAGAGAAAGAAAGAGAGAGUCAACACGCACGGGCUUCCCGUUAACCGACAAAAACCGGGAGACGAGGCGUCGAUCCGUCGAGUGUGAUUUUCCUCCGCAGCGCUGAUGGAUCUAAACGCGACCACCACCCGACCCGAGCGCGUUUCACCCCCAUCAUCUUCACCACCACCGGACCGCCGCUGAAGCAUCACCCGCCCGGCCCGAACCGAACCCGAUGCACCGCUUUAAUGCGAACAGCAGCCUCCGUCCGGUUAGAUUCACCUCCACCGUGACCCAAGCGCCUCCGCAAUGAACAUCUAGAAUAUCAUCAUCAGGCGAUGGGAUGAAAAUGAGACGUCACAGAGUGUUCCUGAUUUGCACGGUGGGGUUGUGUGUCAUUUCCUUCCUGCACUACUACAAAGCCUUGCACUAUGUGUCUCUGCUGAGGGAACUGUCUGCACCUUACCCCAAAAUCAGAUCCUUCAUCAUGGUAACGGGUUUCUUCUGGAAGGACGGCUCCUCUCCGCUGUCCAGUGCGUCUCCGGAGAAAGGUCCUCCUCUGGUCUACAGGCCAUUGGAGAUCGAGUCCCGGGUGACUGGAGGAGAUAGCGGAGAACCUGAAGCACCGCGGCCGUGGAGGAGACCUGAAGAUCCACGGCGCAGGAGCUCAGUCACUACAGAGCUUCAGAGGGGAAAUUUGGUCAUCUGGCCACCCAGUAGUCCACCCAAUCACAAGCCAGAUCCAAAAAGAGGAGAAAGUCCUGCGAGAGUCGUAGUGAAAAAUCCCCAGGCCCAUCAAACAUCUAAUCUGGACCCUCUGGGAUUGCUGGGAGACCUACACCGUCGCCGUCACAACCUUAAGGACGAUCCCAACAAGUAUUUCAUUCGCACCAAAGCGGGUGCUCUGUGUUUCCGCCAAGGCACAGAGACGGCACCCCCUAAAGAUGAUACAUUGAAAGCGAGACCCACGGUAGUUAGAGUAGGUCAGCGGGGAAUACUGCAGAUGCACAACGAGUCCAAGAAUCAAGGAAAAUCCCUGGAGGAUCAAGGUAAGCAAAAGCGCGGAAGACGGCUGGUAAAGUGCGUCUGUAGGCCGGGUUGGCACGGUCCGUACUGCGGAGUGCCCACCAUGGUCUAUCACUCUAACCUGCCCACCAAGGAAAGACUGACGCCACGCGAGAGACCCCGACGCGUCAUCAACGCCAUCAACGUAAACCAUGAGUUCGACCUGUUACACGUGCGCUUCCGUGAACUUAGCCAGGCCGUGGACCUUUUCCUAGUGUGCGAGUCCAACUUCACGGCGUACGGGGAGAGACGACCGCUGAGGUUCCUCAAUAUGCUGCUCAACGGAACGUACCAUUAUGUUGAGAAAAAGAUCCUCUACGUCUUCCUGGACCACUUUCCCGACGGUGGCCGCCAGGACGGGUGGAUUGCCGACGACUACCUGCGCACGUUCCUCACCCGUGAUGGAAUGUCUCGAGUCGUGGGCUUGCGGUCGGAUGACGUUUUUCUUAUAAAUGAUGCAGAUGAAAUUCCAGCUCAGGAAGGAGUGCUUUUCCUCAAAUUGUUUGACGGCUGGACGGAGCCCUUUGCCAUCCACAUGCGGAAAUCCCUGUACGGAUUCUUCUGGAAGCAACUGGGAUCCCUCGAGGUGGUGUCCGGGUGUACCGUCGGAAUGCUGAGGGACGUCUACGACAACGACGGCAUUCGGUUGCGCAGACGGGAAUACUACACCAUGUCGGGAUUCCGAAAGUACGAGAACGACACCGGCCACAUCUUGGUGCAGUGGUCCGUCGGAAGUCCAUUCCAUUUUGCGGGCUGGCACUGUUCCUGGUGUUUCACGCCCGAGGGGAUUCACUUCAAACUCAUUUCGGCCCAGAAUGGAGAUUUUCCUCGGUGGGGAGAUUACGAGGAUAAACGGGACCUCAACUACAUCCGUGAGCUGAUCCGAACGGGUGGCUGGUUUGACGGCUCCGUACAGGAGUAUCCGCCCUCGGACCCUAAGGAACACAUGUAUGCUCCCAAAUUCCUGCUAGAUAAUUACAAUCGCUACCGUUAUUUGUUGGAGAACCCUUACUCCAAGCCAACAGGACCGUAGUAGAGCGGCGCAAGGAUUUUAUAAAGAUGGUUGACAAUAAAGGAACAAAGCAGUGCUGGAGGAUGAGGAGAUGCCAGCUGACGGCCUUUUACCCUUUGACCCAGACACGGCCAAUGGCAGAACCUUCAUGUCAUUAUCAUUUGCAGAGUUUUACUAGAUGUUUACAUGAAUGGUUUUCUUUUGAAAAACUAUGACAGACUGGGCUCUUGACACUUCUGGUGGUAAUAGUAAAUGACUGUCCGGCUCUUUCUGUGUGAGGAUGUUUGUGUGUUUGUGUGAUCAGAUUGUCAUCUGUCUCUCUUGCUUGCACUUCCGUAUCAAGAACAAAACCCAUCCUACAGUUCCUCAAGACCCCAAAAUAAUCUUUGUCUAUCAUUGUGAGAUCUUCUGAAUACGUUUGUGGACCAGAGAGAGAGAGAGAAAGAGACAUAAUAACCUCAGUCAAAAUAUAAAUAUUAAAGGUGCACUGUGUAGAUUUGUAGUGGUGAGAUUGUGAAUUGCAACCAAUGGCUUAGUGCACAUCUCAUCCAUCCCUUUCGAAGCGCAUAGUGAAGCUACGGUAGCUGUCGCAGGACAAACAUGUCAUCGUCUGAGACAACAUAAUAAUAAAAUGCUCUCUCUAGAAUAGUUUGUCCGUUUAGGGCUACUGUAGAAAGUGACGGUGACUUCCAUGUAAGGAGACCCGUGUGUAUGGAGAUAAAAACACCUCAUUCUAAGGUAAUAAAAACAAGACGGUUCAUAAUGUAAGGUCUUUAUACACCACUCAUAAUAUAUUUAUGUAGAUUAUACUGCAUUUCUGUCAAAAGACUCUUCUUAAAGUUACACAAUGCACCUUUAAUAAUCAAUCGAUACUGAAAAGUUUGCUUGAAAUAAUUGAGUUUAUUGGAUUAUUUUACCCCAUAUUUAUGUGUGUUUAGUAACCUCACACUGAAGAUUAACCCAUUAAAAUGAGUUUGAGUCUGAUGUUAAA
Paramisgurnus dabryanus is the source of this 3148-nucleotide messenger RNA. The record is from RefSeq and is a predicted model, not a curated record. NCBI's taxonomy places the organism in Eukaryota, Metazoa, Chordata, Actinopteri, Cypriniformes, Cobitidae.